Molecule: messenger RNA, 720 nt
Organism: Fibroporia radiculosa
Lineage: Eukaryota; Fungi; Basidiomycota; Agaricomycetes; Polyporales; Fibroporiaceae
Exons: 4
Coding region: 1-720 (239 amino acids)
Source: RefSeq, a predicted model, not a curated record
AUGUUGCUCAAAUUCUCCACUUCCGAUAUCUGCCAGACGUCCCUUAUCGACUGCGCGACAGGCACCGUCGCCUUUCGCACCACUACCGAACGCCCUCAGCGCCCUCGCACGGGCUCAUGGUCCUCUACUAGCACAGCCAGCUCCUCGACGUCGCAGGAUCCACUGCCCAUGUAUUCAGACGACCGCUCUACGACGAUCGUGCGAGAUGGGGAUGAGAACAUUGUCGCAGAGAUCACAUGGCAGGGCCGGUCUGCAUCGCUGAUACGCGUCGGCGACGAUAUCGUCAAUGGUGCUGCAGAACUGUUUGAUGCCGCGUUCGUGAAGAUAUACCCAGAUGAGACCCUGCUUCCUACACGGUUGGAGUACGUAUGGCGGUUGACGGCGGACAGUUUAACUCUCCUCGACGAUGACGAAGAGGAAAUUGGCGCUCUGCAUAAGAACUGCGUCCCAGCCGAAGGCGCACCCAGCACCUUGGUUCCCUGCCCAGCGACCGGCGAGGGGGACGAUUACUUGGAGCUCGGAUCUCUGCCGUCAGAUGAGGUAGUAGAAAUGCUCGUAUGCUCUCUGCUCCUAGAUGACCUCCGUGAGCGCAUGUUCUCCGUUGCACGCUAUGUCUAUGGCUCGAGUCAGAAGAAAGGCCCCCUCGCAAACAUCCGCCGGCGGGCAUCACGCAGCAUGGCGCAUCUGCGGGAUAGCCUCCGCCGCAAGGCCUCUUCAUGA